AUGGCUCCUGAGAUUGAACGUUCAGCAGGUCGUACAUCAAAAGUAAGAACGUCUAUACCUUUCGAUGGCCCAAGAGACAAUGCUAGCCCUCGUCCAGCCAGUCAAGAGCCAGAACGAUCAUCACCACCACCACCAAGACCAAUCGUGGAGGGAAACGUGCAAAAUGGCAAUCCAUCGACUUCAAGGCCAGAGAAACGCCCUGCUGAUGCAGAAGUAGGCGAUCGCCAUCCACCUAUAAACACACCAGAGCAAUCACAGCAAUCAACAGCACAUUCCGAUCAAACUAAAGAAGAAGCUGAAGAAGCCGAUCAAAGCACAACUUCAAAUGUUGAACGAAGUAGAUCCUCAUCUUCACCACAUGCAUACAAGAAAAGAAGAACCAUUACGCAAUUCGAAAAGAUUGAAAUUUGUAAAAAAGCAAAAGAUAUCUAUCUUUCUCACAAAAAGAUUGCCGAUAUGUUUGGAAUCGAAAGAACGGCAGUAACGAAGAUUGUGAAAGAAUCGGAUUAUUGGCUUUCGUUAAAAGGAGAAGAUCUUUCCGAGGAAGGAAUGAAUAGGAUUAGACGUACAACGGAUGAUUACAAACGAUCAAAAGGUAUUCCCGAAAGUGGUCCCUCUUUACAUAUGCAACCACAGUUCCUUCCGCCUUAUCAUCUUCAACAUCAACAGCCACCGCACCUACCUAUGGGGUUUCCACCCCCUUUUGUCGCUCAAAGAUGCGAUCAUCAAGUGCAAAUAGCCCGUUUACAAGAUGUUGUUGGAACUUUACAACGUUAUCAUAAAGGAACGGAAGAUGCGGUAGAACGAAUCGAGAAGGUGAUCGAAAGUCUUAUGCAAAAUCAUUAA
Messenger RNA from Meira miltonrushii, 846 nucleotides. RefSeq lists its product as uncharacterized. Gene Ontology annotation, molecular function: DNA binding. NCBI's taxonomy places the organism in Eukaryota, Fungi, Basidiomycota, Exobasidiomycetes, Exobasidiales, Brachybasidiaceae. Bases 1 to 846 code for a protein of 281 amino acids. The record is from RefSeq and is a predicted model, not a curated record. The transcript has a single exon.